UCAGGCCAUGUAGUGACGUCAACGAUCCUGGGAUUCAUGGACAGGCGACCGAAGGAAACAGCCCUCUACGUCACUCUACGCACGUCCAUUGGUCGGAAUCUCACGCUCUCGCCCAAUCACGUCCUGUUCAAGAGCUCGCCGAAUUCAAGCCAGCCAAUCAGCGUGUUUGGAUCAGAUAUCAACAUCGGUGACGUCAUUUUUUCGGCCAAUGAGACGGACUUCAACGAACAGAGGUUGUGGGGAUUGACCACGACGUUACUAUAGGGGCGUACGUGCCUUUGACGAAGGAGGGGACACUGGUGGUGGAUGGCACCUUCGUCUCCUGCUACGCCUCCUACCGGCACUCCCUCGCCCACGUCUUCAUGGCCCCCGUCCGCUCCUUCCCGCUCCUGCUGCGACCUCGCCCCGGCCUGCUCCUCUCCAUGGCCGCCUUCGUCAGGGACUCCGCCGCCGAUACGAUGGGCAGCUUCCUGGACCUCCUAGACGUGCUCUCGGGAACCAGCAAGGGCACGAUUCUUCAAGGCUCCCCACCUUGGUCGCCGUCAGGAGCCGCUUUGAAGCAGAACAGAAGCCUCGAAGAAGGACUUCUGGAGGAGGGAGAGGGGGAGUCAUACUACGUGAGCCUGGUGAAGCUGGUCGGCUGGGCGGCCUUCCGCGGCGAGAGGGCCCCCCAGCAGGUCUUGCAGGUCAACCCACAGCCGGAUGGUGGUCUUCUGCAGGCCAUGAAGAUUCGGUCCAUGUUCUCCAGUCUCCCGUCGCUCUUAGGUGCCCUGGCCAAGUCCUGGUAACGGGCAGGGGCUCCUCGGAGGG
Messenger RNA from Penaeus vannamei (Pacific white shrimp), 810 nucleotides. The record is from RefSeq and is a predicted model, not a curated record. Lineage: Eukaryota; Metazoa; Arthropoda; Malacostraca; Decapoda; Penaeidae.